UUGUUGAAGGGCCAUAGAAUGAUUUUUCCCCUGGAGAAGGUGCAGCAUCAGAAGGUGCAAGAUAACCCUUAACCAGCUCUUUGCACGGUGCUGAGUGGCUUCUCUCCUUCGAAGGGCUGAACCUACCCAGAGCUUUGCUGCAGCCUAAGGGGAGAGCUGGUUCCAGGUGGCAACUCAUUGAUGCAGUCGGUGAACUCCGUGUAGUUUCAUCCUGUCUUUAAUACCCAGCCCGGGCAGUCCAAGGAGAGAGAAGCAGGACCAAGGAGGACAGCGCCAAGCAGAAGGUGUUUCCAGCUAUUCGGUGAGUGGAUGAGACCCCUGCUACAGGGACAUUGAGAGUGGAGCUGAAGAAAAUACUGGUGUGAACAGAUAAUGGUGACCUACAAUUACUCUGAUGACUACUUUGGGGAUUAUGAUAAUUUCACCACGGUUAGUGUUAAGCAAGAGCCAUCGCACGAUGCAGGAGACAUUGCUAGAAUCUUCUCUGUUGUAGUCUACAGCCUCACCUGCCUCCUGGGAAUUCUGGGGAACGGCCUAGUCAUCACGAUCAUCACUUUCAAGAUGAAGAAGUCCAUCAAUGCCAUUUGGUUUCUCAACCUGGCUGUUGCCGACUUUCUUUUCAACGUCUUCCUGCCCCUGAAUAUCGCGUACACCGCCAUGAACUUCCAUUGGGUCUUUGGGGCGGCCAUGUGCAAGUUAAACUCUUUCCUCCUCAACCUGAACUUGUACAGCAGUGUGCUCCUGCUGACGACCAUCAGCUUAGACCGUUGUGUGUCCGUGGUCCUUCCAGUCUGGGCCCAAAACCAUCGAACCACUACGCUGGCAUGUUUGGUUUGCGUCGUCGACUGGGUGCUUGGUUUGGCAAUGAGUUCCCCGUCUCUUGUUUUCCGGGACACUGCAGCUCACGAAGGCAAUGUGAUAUGUUUUAGUAACUACGCCUUGUCCGGGAAUAAGUAUGACCAUCCUCUGGGCGUGAAGAGACACCAGAUUGUAAACCUUGUCAGGUUUCUGACAGGGUUUGUCAUUCCCGUCACCGUCAUCACAGUCUGUUACAUGAUCAUUGUCGUCAAGCUGAAACGAAACCGGCUUGCCAAAUCCAAAAAGCCCUUCAAGAUCAUUGUCACCAUUAUUGUGACCUUCUUCCUGUGCUGGACCCCCUACCAUGUCCUGAACCUCCUGGAAACGCAGCAUGAGCAAGUCUCCCAUGGGGUAUUCAAAAUUGGGAUUCCCAUCACCACGGCUCUGGCUGCGGCCAGCAGCUGCAUGAAUCCCAUCCUGUAUGUCUUCAUGGGCCAGGACUUUAAAAAGUUUAAGGUGACCGUCCUCUCCAGACUAGUGAACGCACUAAGUGAAGACGCCACCCACUCGACUCUCACUCAGAGGAGCUUCUCUAAGAUGUCUUCAAUGACUGAAAAGGAUACCACCCUCCUCUGAGCUCUACCUUUGGCACCUCAGGGGCUCACCCAGGAUAAGCUCCCAUCCGCUUUUAUUUGGAAGCAAAAGAUAAUUGCACUGAGAUCUAUGAACGUUCUCUAGUGCUUUCAAACUAUAGUUGAAGGACACUUUCCAAGUGUUCCAAGCAGUGCCUGGGUUUUCCCUAUCAAAUCUGUGCAUCUACCCACAUUAGUUAUGUCGCAUGAUGGGUGCCAUGAAUCUUCACUAUAGAUUCUCUGACCCAGAUUGUUAAAGGGACAAACCAUAGCACAUUUUAUAUGCAGUCGCAAUACCAACGCUGGUAGCUCUUCAUGUACCUUUUGCUUGCACUUUUACACUCCUCAUGCCUCCUGAACUGCUCCAGAGAAGGACAAUACCACCUUAAAACACCUGGAAUCAAAACUGCAGAUAUGGAUUAUUAUGGCCUAGGGUUUGGAACGCUCUGUGGCUUAAAUGCAUUUCCAUCUUUGGCUAUUGGCUAUUGGACUAGUUCAUUCAUUCAGUCUUUUGCCCAAAUCAGAUCCUCAAAGAUUAUACAUGCUUGCACCUAAUCAUUGUGUGUUUAAACCCUGCAUUAGUGGUGACUGCACAUGCAGUCUGGUAUUUGCAUGUACAAAUCUUCAUUUGCACAUACAAUUGCUUAGUCUAUGGGCAAAUUAGCACCCAAAUUUAGAAAAUUUGACCUUAAAUGACUAGAAGACUGGGUAAUGUAGACGUUUCCAGAGACGAAGGAAAUUGACGAGACUUAUGCCAAAGAGAGAGAAAAGUGCAGAGAAGAGAAAAUCAGAUUGCUUCUCACUGAAGUUGGGGAGAAGGUGGAGGAGGCCAUGACUUGUAACUCUUAGCUUUGAGGACAUCCUUCCAAUGCCCACCAUUAAGGAUAAGAUUCUGUCACUUUCACAGACUUCCAUGACAUUUUCCGCUUCAGCCCCAAGGUAGCAGGGGCCCAGCUGUCAGUCAGCAGGGGACCUGGAGCUCCGAGCUGUGCCAGGCUGUGACGGUCCCAGAACUCUCAGCCACUGCAGGUGGCAGGAGGCCCCAGAGGGUGCCGGGAGCGCCUGGCGUGCCACCCACAGGUGGUAGGGGCACCCAGAGGGCAGUGGGCAGCAGGGGCACCUGUCCGUGACUUUUACUAAAAAUAACCGUGACAGAAUCUUCACCUUGCCCAUCACACAGUGGGAUCAAAAUGUGGUGCUACUCUAGCUGGGAUAUGCAUUGCCUAGUAUAUAAGAAAAUGAUUAUGAACGUGUUAUGCACCGUGUAUGCGUAUAGCCACUUAACCAACAUCUUAAAGGCACAGAAUAUAUUGGUACUAAUAUAAUCAUUUUUUUAAAAUUG
This is a messenger RNA of Mauremys reevesii (Reeves's turtle), 2772 nucleotides long. RefSeq names its product chemerin chemokine-like receptor 1 (gene CMKLR1). Gene Ontology annotation, cellular component: plasma membrane. Gene Ontology annotation, molecular function: G protein-coupled receptor activity; complement receptor activity. Lineage: Eukaryota; Metazoa; Chordata; Testudines; Geoemydidae. The record is from RefSeq and is a predicted model, not a curated record. The transcript has 3 exons. Gene Ontology annotation, biological process: chemotaxis; inflammatory response; phospholipase C-activating G protein-coupled receptor signaling pathway. Bases 373 to 1434 code for a protein of 353 amino acids.